AUUACCAGAAAUGGAUUUGGAAGAAGAGCUGCUCAAUAUCAGGAUUUCACAAUUGAAUUCACAUAUCACCUGUUCAUUGUGUUAUGGUUAUUUCAUUGAUGCUACAACCACAACAGAAUGUCUCCAUACAUUUUGCAAAAGUUGUAUAGUGAAAUACUUACAAACCAGCAAGUCAUGUCCUCAGUGUGGUGUGAAAAUACACGAAACUCAGCCACAACUUCAUCUGAGAGCCGAUCGUACCAUGCAAGAUAUUGUCUAUAAAAUUGUACCAGCAUUGUUUGAGAAUGAGGAAAAAAGGAGAGAAGAGUUUUACAAUUCUAGAGGAUUUUCUAAAUUAAAGAAAGGUGUGGUGGAGAAAAUACCUGAGCCAAAACUAACAUGUAUACAAGCCAGUGAUGAUAGACAUAUGUACAAGUAUGAUGAAAAGAUCAGCAUUUGUUUAGAAAGAUAUCACGUCCAUUCAAUGCCAGUAAGAGGAAGUCACAGCAAGGUACCAUCUCUGCAGGAAAAAUUCAUUAGGUGUUCAAACAGACUACAAGUUGAUGAUGUUAUUAAACUACUGAUGAAAAGAUUAGAUAUACCAUCAGAAGUAGAGUUAACACUAAUAUGCCAUGGACAUGAACUGACAAAAGAAUGGUCCCUUAAACAAGUAUAUCUAAUGUACUGGAGCCCAAAGGGAUCACCUAUGUUUCUUUUUUACUGCUUCAAACCUGGAUGAAUUCAGUUGUUUUACAUUAGAUGUAUCCUAGUAGAGCUGCAGGACGGCUUGGUGCUAGAUAUGGAGGAAUAUUUUUUAGGAGUUAUGUAGUGCUCAACAAGACUGGAAAAUAAACAUAUUAAACAAACUUACAAAAGUUUGAAAUUUUGUUAAAAAGAAUUUUUUUAUCAUCUGAACUCAUCUUAAAUUAUAUUUUUUCUUGUAUUCUUUCAAAUGUUUGACUGGUCUCCUCUUUUGAAUAUAACUAUCUGAGGUUUCAAAAGUUCCAAUAGAAUGUUUUCAGUGGAUUUAUUUAAUUUCAUAAAGACUAUGUAAUAUUUAUACUACAUGUAAUUUCAAUUUCAAUUUUUUUUACAUACUACAUGUAUUGCAUUUAUGUUUCAGAGUUCUGAAACUUAAAGCUAUGCGAUGCUUAUAGGUAGCAUAUUAAAUAGUAAUUGUAUCGUUACUGUACUUAUGCAAGAGUUAUUGCCCUUUCAUGAUAUCAAACAAUUUUUCAAUUGUGGAAAAGUUACGGCUCAUUGUUAGAGAAAAGUUGUUAAUAUAAAGGAGAUGAGGUGCAAUGAAAAAAAUCUUACUAUUUAAUUUCUGUUUCAUUAAAAGUUUUGAAAAAAAAAUUGACUUCAAUAUGAAAACUUCUGAAAUAAUGACAUUUUGUGAUUUUGUGAAACAGUAAAUUUCAAGUUUGUCCUAAACAUGCAUUAUAUAUUUCCCACUGGACAUUGAGCAAAUAACAACCAUCAUGUGGAAGGGAGAUAAUGUUACAGCAAAACAAUGAUAUCUAAUGGUGAUGUAAAGCUUGACCAAGUUUAUCUCCCCUCCUAAUCAUGGCUCAACAUUUUUCACAGAAUUUCCUCUCCUGCAACAUACAUCUUCAGAUUUCUUUUCAAAACACAAACAAGUAGUUAAAAAACCAUUGAAACAAUGUGUUGAGUAAAUUAAUUAAUAAAUGUCGUUAUGAUUAAAGUUUUAAUAUCAAAGUUUAACUUUUUUACUCAUGUAUAACUGGUAACUAGGUGUUGGAUUUUCCUAACUAAUAAUGUAACAAGAAAGUCAGUUAUUGAAAUUAGCGAUAGAUGGAAAAAUAAACUUUGCCUGCUUUAUACUAACAGCAACCUUACAAUUUUUCGUCAUCUUACCAGUUUGAAGAAGUGACAAUAACCUCAAUUUAAAAAGUCCCUUGGGCUGGCCCAUUUUAAUUAUUAAAGGGUAAAGCCUCUUGAAUAAGCACAGCGAUUACUAUUAUUGUGACAUGACUGGCUAGAGGCUGGUCCUCAUAUAACUGUUUUAUGAAUUACAAUGUAGUUUUAUUUGUUGUUGUAGUUAAUGCUUGAUUGUUGAUUAAAAACUGUUACAUUUUC
This is a messenger RNA of Mytilus californianus (California mussel), 2079 nucleotides long. RefSeq names its product polycomb group RING finger protein 1-like. Gene Ontology annotation, biological process: negative regulation of transcription by RNA polymerase II. Gene Ontology annotation, molecular function: promoter-specific chromatin binding. The record is from RefSeq and is a predicted model, not a curated record. Lineage: Eukaryota; Metazoa; Mollusca; Bivalvia; Mytilida; Mytilidae. Gene Ontology annotation, cellular component: PRC1 complex. The transcript has 8 exons. The coding region runs from base 11 to 718 and encodes 235 amino acids.